GUCUUCCCCGCGACAAAUCUCGACCCCUUCGAGACAUAUCCCUCGACCUUGGCACCGAGUCUCGUGCAGCAGGCACUUUCCUACCGUAAGCUUGUCACCGUGUCCUAAAGAUAGAUCGGUCGCUGUGUGUUUCUGAACGCUUAUACCAGGCUUCACUAUCAUGACUCCCAGUAUGCUGCCCACGCCAGAAGUCACCAACCCGUAUCUGCAAUCCUGGUUCCCCCUUUCACUGAGUGACAGCGCUCUAUUCCCGGCCCUGCUGUCCUCGUCCCUCACACACUACAAGGUGAACCAUCUACUGACAGGAGAUUUGCCUGCGCCGUUCGGGAUGGGAGAUGAAUCGCUCACGCUGGGCGCGUCCUACAAAGAGACAGUAAAGGCGAUCAAUGCGGCCAUGCAAGAUCCCGUGCGAGUCACAAGUGACGCGACCAUCUUAGCGGUGCUGAUGACGAUUGAGAAGCCGUUUAUGCCGGGCUCGAAGGACUGGUCGCAGGAGUCUCCGUUCCAGGCACCACUUCGAAGACUGCAGUGGUUAAACGUCCACGGGGCGAGAGAGCCGAACCUUGACCAUCAAACGGGUCUAUGUCGGCUGAUUCAGCUGCGUGGCGGGCUGCAUAAUAUCAGGUUGCCAGGAGUUGCGGCGGCCAUCUUCUAUCGGGUGCUUGUUAAUUCGACCUUGACCCUGUCUCCCCCUCCGAUCCCGUUUUUUUCUCUUUCGGGGACGAUGACCGAGUUACUUAAAGCAGACCAUGUCCAUAGCUGGGACGCAACAGCCAUUCAUUUCGGCCCUUUGUGUGAACUUGGGCUCACUCCUGAUCUAGCGGAUGUCUAUGAACAGUUGGCAGGGUAUACGAGGAUUAUCAAGAGGUUUGUUGAUGGGGGGACAGUAAAUUUCGGUCGUCAAGCCAUGUGCGAUCAACGAAAUCUCAUACAGUAUCGUCUGAUGACUCUCCCUCCUGCCGUUUGUCUGAUCGAUGUCAGUCCAGUCUAUGAGGCCUGUCGCAUUGCGGCAAUUAUUUACAGUAUCGGUGUGACAUUUCCCCUGCCUGGCGUCGGGGCGCCAUUUGCAGCUCUCCUGCAGUCCCUGAAAGCCGAAAUCCAGCAGAAUGAGUUAGAUGGUCCCUGGUCUACUUCACCCCAUGGUGUUCGCCUUCUGCUCUGGGUCCUGACCAUGGGAGGCAUCGCUGCAACCGACACGGCCGAGCAACAGUGGUUUGUCGAGACCGCAUCGCGAGUUGCGCCUGGCUCUCUGGUACCGGAGUGGAGAGAAACCAGAAAUAUGCUUCGAGAAUUCCUGUGGCUUGACAGCGCCUGUGACAUGUCGGGGAAGCAAUUCUGGACCCAAGUCUACCCCCUGAUAGGACAAAGCAUCGAGACUGAGUCACAGCCGACUCAACUUCCACACAAAAACAUGUCCCCCUGCAACCAAUGCAAGGCGAAGCGAAUCCGCUGCGACAAGGGCGUUCCCUGUGAAAACUGUGCCAAGGGUGGAUUCAGAUGCUCUUCCCAGACCCUUCCCACAGACAAGCCGGCCCGAGUCCACGUUUUCACCGUCCGGGGGAAGCCCUGUAAGAUCUGCAAGAUGAGGAAGCUCAAAUGCGACAAACAGAACCCAUGUGGGCGCUGUGUCGCCGGCGGCUGGACCUGCGUCUAUGAGCAUGUGGCUUCGCAGCGUACGGCCACUGCGGGACUCUCUGUGAGCAUUGGGAAUCGUCAAUAGCGUGCUGCUCAGCACGAUUCUGACGUGAGAAUAUCGAAAGGUGUCGGAGGGGUGAUGAGGCAAAAUGCUGCGUCAAUAUACGAGGGGGCAAUUUCAGGUGUCCCUCGACCAGAGUGUCGGAUUCUAACUGGGAGACAGAAGAUCGAGCGAGACGGAGACUAAUCUCUUUCUUAUAUCGAUCCCCACCAAGACGAUUUGGCGUGGUGGGUGGUGAUCCACCCGAAAUGGAGUCCGCUUGGGCCGAGCUCGGCG
Molecule: messenger RNA, 1972 nt
Organism: Aspergillus heteromorphus CBS 117.55
Lineage: Eukaryota; Fungi; Ascomycota; Eurotiomycetes; Eurotiales; Aspergillaceae
Exons: 2
Coding region: 161-1720 (519 amino acids)
Biological process (GO): regulation of DNA-templated transcription
Molecular function (GO): zinc ion binding; DNA-binding transcription factor activity, RNA polymerase II-specific
Source: RefSeq, a predicted model, not a curated record